Molecule: messenger RNA, 528 nt
Organism: Emiliania huxleyi CCMP1516
Lineage: Eukaryota; Haptophyta; Isochrysidales; Noelaerhabdaceae
Exons: 3
Source: RefSeq, a predicted model, not a curated record
GCACGACAUGGCCAUCAAGGACGCCGACGAGUGCGCGGCGCUGUGCCCCGACUGGGACAAGCCGCUCGCGCGCCGCGCGAUGGCGCUCGCCUCGCUCUCGCCGGCCUCGGCCGCCACCUCGAGGCUGCAGACGCGUUCGAUGCCGCCGCCGCAAAGUGCACCGGCGCAGAGGCGGCGCCAGGCGGCAUGCACGGCUCGGGCGCCAAGGCGAGGGGAGAGACGGAGACGCUCCCAAGACUUCCCGAGACUUCGAGACCCUUCCGAGACCCUUCCGAGACCCUUCCGAGACCCUUCCGGGACGCCUCACUGCCCCCGAGCCCUCCCUGCGCGCGCGCCGAGUACGGCCGGCUCGCGACGGCGCAGCGCGAGUUUGCGGCCGAGGCGGAGAAGAAGGCGGAGGAGGCGCGGCUGGUCGAGGCGGAGAAGGCGGAGCGGCGGCGGCGCGAGGCGCAGCAGCGCGAGGCGAGAUGUAGCCGAGAUGUAGCCGAGAUGCAGCCGAGAUGCAGCCGGGGUGUAGCCGGGGUGUAG